GCCAUUUGACAAGUAGGCCGGCGGAGAGGCAGAAGCUUCUGGUCUCUGCACUGCGCCCCGCGAGAGAAGGCCCAUGGACAAGUUUCCGUGGGUGCUGAACUUGCACUUCAAGCACCGCAAGGGGCUGGGCGUGGGCCUGGUGACCCUGCUGACCGUGGGUGGGGAGCGCAUAUUCUCCGCCACUGUGUUCCAGUGCCCCUGCACCGCCGCCUGGAACCUGAGCUACAGCCUGGCCUUCAUGCUGGUGCCGGCGCUGGCGCUCCUGCUCCUGGGCUUCCUCCUGAACGCGCGCCUCUGGUUCAUGCUGACCGGAUGCUGCCGGUCAGAAGUCAGCUCCAUAAGCGCCUCGAAGCUCCACGUCGUCCGUGAGUGUUUGGAAGUCACAGCGGCCGCCCUGCUCACGCCCCUGGUCUGGGUGGCGGUGGCGCUGCUCGGGGGCGCCUUCUACGAGUGCGGGGCCAGCGGGAUCGCGGCCCUGGCGGGGCACCUGUGCUCCGGCCGCCACCAGAACUGCACAACCCAGCUGCCGCUGGUGCCCUGCGGCAAAGCCACCGAGCCCGACGUGCAGGACCUGCUGAAGGAGCUCAAGGCGCAGUCGCAGGUGCUAGGCUGGAUCCUGAUAGCAGUUGUUAUCACCAUAUUUAUGAUUUUCACCUGUAUUUUCCGAUGCCUAUCUCCAGUUAGUUUUCCGCAGUGGAAAUUCUGGAAAAUCUAUAGGGAAGAGGAGCAGAAGGUCCUUAAAAGUCAAACCACCGAGCAUGCAACUGAAUUGGCAAAAGAGAAUGUUAAAUGUUUCUUUGCGUCCUCGCGAUCAGAAGGGUACAAAAUGCCAAGCAGUGAAGAAUGGCAGAAAAUCUCAUCGAUAUAUACUUGCAACCCAAAGAAAUCGUACUACAGCAUAUUGCACAAAUAUGUUAACAGAAAAGAAAGGAAUGACAGUAUCUCAUCUUCUGGUGAAGAUGCAGUGAGUCCCAGCCAUCGAUUUGUAGAUUCAUCAGUAUGAACAGCAGCCCUGAAUUAUGACCUUAUGAAUGAAUAGAAAAAAAAAAUUGUUUUGAGUUAAUCUUUCA
Nycticebus coucang (slow loris) is the source of this 1070-nucleotide messenger RNA. It is a transcript of the gene CALHM6, whose product is annotated as calcium homeostasis modulator family member 6. The coding region runs from base 74 to 1003 and encodes 309 amino acids. The record is from RefSeq and is a predicted model, not a curated record. Gene Ontology annotation, molecular function: monoatomic cation channel activity. The transcript is spliced from 2 exons. Lineage: Eukaryota; Metazoa; Chordata; Mammalia; Primates; Lorisidae.